Molecule: messenger RNA, 2587 nt
Organism: Gossypium arboreum
Lineage: Eukaryota; Viridiplantae; Streptophyta; Magnoliopsida; Malvales; Malvaceae
Exons: 11
Coding region: 289-2400 (703 amino acids)
Biological process (GO): response to endoplasmic reticulum stress
Molecular function (GO): protein binding
Source: RefSeq, a predicted model, not a curated record
UCUAGAUGCUUCCACAUUAUUCUAUUCAUUUCAAUUACUCUCAAACGCGAAGGUUAACGCUGGCCAAUCACCAAUGCCCAUUUCGUUUGAUGCAAUUGACAGCACAUAUAAGAACUGCCAUUUUGUUGUUUCCAUUUUCGCGCUUCAUCUCACUCACUGACUGAGCGAGCGAACAAGCCACAAAUAUCACCACCCUUCUCUUUUCUUCUCCACCAAGUCUUUGCCCUUUUCUGUAUUGCUGGCUGCAAACCAAACUACAUCCACUGAUUUACCUUCUCUAAUUCACAUAUGGAUCACAGAAUGGUGGCGGGCAGGAAACAACAAAAUUUCAUAGUUAAUGGAAAUGCCCCUCCAACUCCAAAUGCGGCCAACUGUGUUGUGGCUACCAGAAAUCUAAGGAAGAAUCAACUUGGUGGUGUCAUAUUCGGGUGCAAGAACACCACCUACAAAGAGUGUCUUUUCAAACAGCUUUUUGGCUUACCUGCUCAACACUUUUCGUAUGUGAGGAACAUUGAUCCAGGAUUACCAUUAUUUCUGUUCAACUACAGUGAGCGAAAACUACAUGGAAUCUUUGAGGCUGCUAGCCAUGGUCAGAUGAACAUUAAUCCAUAUGGAUGGACAACUGACGGUUCAGAGAAAACACAAUAUCCUGCACAAGUCCAGAUUCGUGUUCGAAUGCAGUGCCAACCAUUGCUUGAAGAACAGUUUAGACCUAUUAUUUCAGACAAUUACUACUGCCGCAAUCAUUUCUGGUUUGAGCUAGACCAUGUUCAAACGAAUAACUUAAUGUCCUUAUUGGCAUCAUUAGCAGUUUCUCCAAGCACUUAUAUGCCUCAAAAUACGGCAAAGUGGAGAAAUAUUUUCCUGCCUCUUCCUUCAUCUGGCACAAAAAAGGAAGAUGAAGGGUUUAGACCACUUGCUCCUGAGAUGGAGCAAACUAAUCAUACAAAUGGAAAAUGGGAAACAGAUGUUUUCUUUGAUGACAUAAAAGUAGCAGAUGAUGAAUGGAAGCUCUCAGCUUCAGAGGUUGAGCAUUUUAGUCAGUCGAGUAGUAAAUCAGAGUCUACUGACUGUGCUCCUUUUGAUUCACUGGAAACUAAUGUAGAGCCAAAGACUACAGGACAAGGAGAGAAAGAUCUUAUACUAAUUAAACUGAAAGAACUGGCUCAAAAACGUAAAGAUCAAGAUGUUUCUUUGAUGGAUAAUGUGGAAGAUUCCACAGUUAUGAAAGAGGCACACAUUGAAGAUGGGGUUUUGUUAAGGGAGCAAACAGAUUUGUCGCAGAGGAAGGAAGAUGGUGCUUGUUCAUCAUCUGGUUGUCAAUCCAUUAUAUCUAAGUUGAUCCAAGAGAUGGAAGAGCUAAGGACAUUUAAAGCAGAACAAUGUGGGAAGAUGAGUCAAAUGGAGCAAAAACUGAUUGCAGCGGAAAUGGAAAUUCAACAGCUAAAAGAUCGUUGCCGGAAGUUGGAAUCUUUGUCCAGCCAUUCUGUAGAACAUGUUAAUGAAGUGGAAAUUGAACCUGCUGAGGAGCUGCAAUUGGAUCCUACUAAGUCAAUAUUUUUAGUGGGAGGAUACAACGGCCAAUUGUGGUUAUCAACACUGGAUUCUUACUUCCCAUCUGACGAUGUGAUAAAAUCAGUUCAGCCAAUGAGUUCUGUGCGUUCAUAUGCUUCAGCUGCACAGUUGAAUGAUGAGCUCUAUGUCUUUGGUGGUGGUGAUGGUUAUUCAUGGUAUGAUACAGUUGAAUCAUACAACCCAUCAAGUGAUCAGUGGACACCCUGCCCUUCCCUAAAGGAGCAAAAGGGAAGCUUAGCUGGAGCUGCAUUGGGUGGCAAACUCUUUGCCAUUGGUGGUGGGAAUGGGAUUCAAUGCUUUUCAGACGUUGAAAUGCUUGACUUAAUUCUAGGACGUUGGAUCAGCACGCGUUCAAUGCUACAAAAGCGAUUUGCUCUUGCUGCUGUGGAACUUAAUGGCGCAAUUUAUGCCACUGGUGGAUAUGAUGGGAAUGAUUACCUGAAGUCUGCAGAAAGAUUUGAUCCCAGAGAGCAUUCAUGGACUAAAAUUGCAAGUAUGAGCACGAAGAGGGGCUGCCAUUCACUGGUGGUUCUGGAUGAAAAACUAUAUGCUAUUGGUGGUUUUGAUGGUACUAAAAUGGUUCCAAGUGUUGAAAUAUAUGACCCACGUAUGGGAUCAUGGAUGAGUGGAGAGCCAAUUAACCAGGCAAGGGGAUAUGCAGCUGCUGCUGUUGUUGAAGGACUAAUAUAUGUAAUUGGAGGUCUGAGAGCUGGUGAAGAUAUCGUAGACUCGGUAGAAUGUUACGAAGAGGGUGGGGGUUGGCAAUUGAAAACUAGCACGGCUGUUGGCAAAAGGUGCUUUUUGUCGGCCAUUAUUUUCAAGUGAACAUACAGCAAGCAUGGGUUUAGAGGGGGCAGCAGAUGUUACAUAUGGUUUCUCACUUGCUAUUGAUUUGAGUCCCUUGGGGGUAGUGUGGGAUGGGAUGGGAUGGGAUGGGAUGAAACAUAUAAAUAUACACUGUUAAAACGUGAACGAUUCAGUCUUAUUAAUCAAUUUUGGACUUUACCUUAAA